This is a messenger RNA of Tripterygium wilfordii, 846 nucleotides long. Its product is annotated as probable histone H2A variant 3. NCBI's taxonomy places the organism in Eukaryota, Viridiplantae, Streptophyta, Magnoliopsida, Celastrales, Celastraceae. The transcript is spliced from 3 exons. Gene Ontology annotation, cellular component: nucleosome. Gene Ontology annotation, molecular function: protein heterodimerization activity; DNA binding; structural constituent of chromatin. The record is from RefSeq and is a predicted model, not a curated record. Bases 296 to 673 code for a protein of 125 amino acids.
GACGCAUUGCCUGGUCAUCCAGAUCGGGUUUUUGUUUUUCCUCUGGAGUCUGGGGUCUCAAAAAGUCUUCUUCGAGUCUUGGCAUUUUCGCUCGCUCUCUCCUUCUGCGCUCGUUUUCUCUUCUUCGAUUUCAAAAGAAGGAAAAGAAAACCCUAGAUUUUGGCGGCAAAAUGUCGGGCAAAGGAGCUAAAGGCUUGAUUACCGGUGGCAAAUCGGCCCUCAACAAGGACAAGGACAAGAAGAAGCCCGUCUCUCGCUCCUCGCGCGCUGGCCUCCAGGAAGCGAGGAUGACAGAAUGGUGUGGUCUGAUGCUAAGGGGAGGGUGUUGGAAAUGAGAUUAAAGGUCAACCUUUUGGAAGCUGGCUGGCCAUCAAAGUUCCCAGUGGGUCGAGUCCACCGACAGCUGAAGACAAGGGUUGCUGCAAAUGGAAGGGUUGGAGCAACAGCUGCUGUGUAUACUGCUGCUAUACUGGAGUACUUGACUGCAGAAGUGUUGGAGUUGGCUGGUAAUGCUAGCAAGGAUCUGAAAGUUAAACGUAUUACACCUAGGCAUUUGCAGCUUGCCAUCCGUGGUGAUGAAGAACUUGACACUCUCAUUAAAGGAACUAUAGCUGGUGGAGGAGUUAUCCCACACAUUCACAAAUCACUCAUUAACAAAUCCUCCAAGGAGUAGUUUAAUGCCCUUGUCUCUCUGUUGUUUGUACUGAGCUCUAGAAAAACGUUUAACGGUGUUGGAUGUCCAUCCUAGGAGGCUGCUUUUUCAAUUAUGCAUUAGAUCAUAUACUUGAUUUGUUUUCUGCAAUGAAGUAAAUUCUUGAACAUUUAAUCCGUUGACCUUGAUGUUGA